AUGGAGCAUUCGUCAUCCUCGUUGCUGUCGCGCACGGCAAGCUCUAGCGCACAACCGCGUAGCCGCUCGCCACUUGCGUCUACCUGUAGCGCAGGCACUGCAACAUCCUCUAGCGAAUCAGUUGCGCAGUUGAUGAUCUUCGAAGCUCGACGUCUACUAGCGCAUUGCGAAGACAGCUUGGAUCUGAGAGGGGUCCUGGACGACAUUUGCAAGAAGCAGCGCGAUUUGCGAUCUCGCGUACCCAGUGACCCUAACUUAAGACCCUUACAGCCCAACCCAGCGCCGGACGCGCAUGCGCAUGUCAUCCCUGCUUUGCAAGAUGUCGUUGAAGUAUUGCCACACACAGUAGAGGAACUUACCGCUGCGCAGCUACGCAGAGUUUUCGUGUUUAUCACUACGUCUGGUCGCGCGCAGCCAGAGCCGCAAGCUGCAGAUACUACGCUUCUAACACCUGAGCAACAGCGCCACAUCGCGCGUAUCGUUUUUCAUAUGCGUAAGCUUGCAGCCGUGUUGGAUUGCGCCAAUAACAUCUUCCUCAAUACCCAGACCUUGCUGCUGCGCCCGGACAAAGCCAGUAUAUCAUAUGCGAGGUACAUGGCGUACAUUCAUGUAAUUCAGCACGUUAUCACAGGCAUCACGGUACACCGCGACAUCAUCAGUGAGGUUUUGCUAUCGCACUUUUUCACGCGCUCGCAAUCGUUUCUUGACGCGCUAGUUGGUUGCCAGAUUAGCGAAAGCGUAAUCAUGGAAAAGCUUAUGGCCGCGUCAGCCGCAGUUGCGCGUGCUAUCCGUCUUACGCGCACGCUUGAGUACUAUCAGAUGGAAUUUGUCAUGACGCAUCUACGGCAGAAAAUCCCCUUCGUACCGACCACCUACAUCCAAGCACUUAGAUGGUGGCAGAAAAACUACGAGGAACAACUCCAUGGUCCGCUUACCGAAGACUAUCUGGAAAUUGCGCAUAGUGAAGAUCCAUUCGCGCAACAACAAAAGGAACGAUUUGUACGAGUAGAAUUUCAUGAUGAUCAGCCUCAAGUCGCUACAACACCAGCCGCGCCUAACAUCAGCGCGUUUUCGCCAGGAACCCAGCCAAUGCAGACAGAACAGGCCAUCCGAAGCACCCAAGCACCGCAGUCUCCAGCACCUUCGCCAUUUGAGAGUCGCUCGAGUCCAGUAAUUAUACCAUUGACGCGUAUGUCAACACCAAUCACAGAGCUUGAGAGGAACCAGUCCAUUCCACCAGUCCUUUCGCCUCAAGUUAAUCCUGUCGCGCGGGAGGGCGGACUAGAGUCCUCUCAGCAACUCGAGGCGGCCGAACCUAGUUCGGCGUCUACUGGACGGUGUGGACUUUUACCGCCAUGUGUUUUUUGUGAAGGUUAUGGACACUUCAGUGCCGACGGCAGUGUGGUAACAUCCAUGUCUAAGAGGAUUGAAGUUGCGCUGGAGAAAGGAUUUUGUUCGGUAUGUCUCAAGAAGCAUCACGGAAAAUGCAAGAAGCGAUACUAUUGUUGGAACUGCGGAGGAGAACGUCACCAUUGCGCCUUUUGUAUGAAGAACACCCAAAUUGUGCGUGACAUGGAUUGGUUCCCAACGCACGAAAAAUUUUAUGCUUGGCUGGACGCAAAUACCCAUCCCCCAAUACCAUCUGGGAGUUUUGCUUUGCCGCGCGCUGAAACAUCGCAGCCUCACCGCCGCGCGCGCGAAUAG
Messenger RNA from Cylicocyclus nassatus, 1704 nucleotides. The record is from the annotation of a GenBank genome assembly. Lineage: Eukaryota; Metazoa; Nematoda; Chromadorea; Rhabditida; Strongylidae.